This is a messenger RNA of Rubroshorea leprosula, 2005 nucleotides long. The record is from the annotation of a GenBank genome assembly. NCBI's taxonomy places the organism in Eukaryota, Viridiplantae, Streptophyta, Magnoliopsida, Malvales, Dipterocarpaceae.
UAAAAAUCAGGACAAUCCUCACCAUAUUGAGGCAAUUGAAACAAAUUCGAUAUGUUGAACCAAGGGGUGAAGUUGUAUAUCCAAGAUAAUCAUGUGGUGAUGGACAAUGGCAUAGUCCAAGUUACAAUAUCCAAACCAGAUGGAACUGUCACUGGAAUUCAAUAUCAGGGGAUCGACAACUUGCUGGAAGUUCGUAACAAAGAAUCUGAUAGAGGGUAUUGGGAUCUUGUUUGGAGUGAAGAAGGAAUGCCUGGAACAACUGGAACAUCUUAUGUGAUCAAAGGAACAAAAUUUCAAGUCAUAGUAGAAAAUGAGGAACAAGUAGAAGUUUCUUUCACAAGAAUGUGGGAUUCCUCAUUAGAAGGCAAGCGAGUUCCCUUAAACAUAGACAAGAGGUUCAUAAUGCUCUGGAACUCCUCCGGCUUCUACUCCUAUGCUGUCUAUGAGCACUUGGAGGAAUGGCCUGGAUUUAACCUCCCGCAGACCAGGAUCGUUUUCAAGCUUAGGAAAGACAAGUUUCAAUACAUGGUGGUGGCCGAUAACCGGCAACGACACAUGCCUCUGCCGGACGACCGGGCGCCUAAAAGAAGUGAGGAGCUGGCUUACCCUGAAGCUGUCUUGCUUGUUAAUCCUGUUGAGCCAGAGUUCAAAGGGGAGGUGGAUGACAAGUACCAGUACUCAGCUGAGAACAAAGAUCUUUAUGUUCAUGGAUGGAUAUGCUUCGAUCCACCUGUUGGAUUUUGGCAAAUUACACCGAGCAAUGAGUUCCGGUCUGGAGGACCAAUGAAGCAGAACCUCACUUCUCACGUUGGCCCGACAAAUCUUGCUAUGUUUCUCAGUGCCCAUUACGCCGGAGAAGACAUGGUGUUGAAGCUUAAACAGGGAGAACCAUGGAAGAAAGUCUUCGGCCCUGUUUACUAUUAUCUUAACACUUUAAUGGAUAAUAACAACGACCCAAAUUGGCUAUGGCAAGAUGCAAAAGAACAGAUGAUGGUUGAAGUUCAGAGCUGGCCAUACAGCUUUCCAGCCUUGGAGGAUUUUCCAAAAUCAGAUCAAAGGGGAAGCAUUAGUGGCAGAAUACAAAUCAGAGACAUAUAUCUCAGCAAUGACUAUAUAUCAGCAAACGGUGCUUUUGUGGGGUUGGCUUCACCUGGAGAAGUUGGUUCAUGGCAAACAGAAUCAAAGGCCUACCAAUUCUGGACCAAAACAGAUGCAGAUGGUUAUUUCUUGAUCUCCGAUAUAAGGUCCGGUGACUAUAAUCUCUACGCUUGGGUUCCAGGUUUCAUCGGAGAUUACCGGAAUAGUUCUCUCAUCACCAUUACUCCAGGAUGUGAUAUGGACUUGGGUAAUCUUGUUUAUGAACCUCUGAGAGAUGGUCCAACAUUGUGGGAAAUCGGCAUCCCUGAUCGUUCAGCCGGUGAAUUCUACAUCCCUGAUCCUGACCAGAAGUACAUCAACAGCUUGUACGUGGGUCAUCCGGACAGAUUCCGGCAAUAUGGUUUGUGGGAAAGAUACACAGAACUAUACCCUGAGGGAGAUUUGGUUUACAGAGUUGGUACCAGUGAUUACAAAACUGAUUGGUUCUUCGCUCAAGUCCCCAGAAAGAAGGACGACAGUACAUACGUAGGAACGACAUGGCAAAUCAAAUUCAGUCUUGAUAACGUCGACAGAACUCAAACCUAUAAACUCCGGUUGGCUCUGGCCACCGCAUACGUAGCAGAGUUGCAGGUCCAGUGCAACAAUCAGACGGCCGACCCUCCCCUGUUUUCCACCGGAGUAAUCGGCCACGACAACACCAUAGCGCGGCACGGGAUUCACGGACUUUACCGACUCUUCAACGUGGACAUCGCCGGAGCUCUGUUUGUCCAGGGAGAAAAUACCAUUUUCUUGACACAGAAAAUGUGCAGCAGCCCUUUACAGGGAAUCAUGUAUGACUAUAUUCGUCUAGAAGGGGAAUAUGUAAACUAAAAGAAGAAGAAAAAAAGUAUAAAUUAAUUCUAUUACU